Molecule: messenger RNA, 5363 nt
Organism: Phyllopteryx taeniolatus (common seadragon)
Lineage: Eukaryota; Metazoa; Chordata; Actinopteri; Syngnathiformes; Syngnathidae
Gene: erbb3b
Product: erb-b2 receptor tyrosine kinase 3b
Exons: 28
Coding region: 168-4448 (1426 amino acids)
Biological process (GO): cell surface receptor protein tyrosine kinase signaling pathway; positive regulation of kinase activity; positive regulation of cell population proliferation
Cellular component (GO): signaling receptor complex; basal plasma membrane
Molecular function (GO): ATP binding; neuregulin receptor activity; protein tyrosine kinase activity
Source: RefSeq, a predicted model, not a curated record
UAUCUGGUGCUGUUUAUACAUUUAACCGUUAACUUCAGGACUUCCCCUGAGGAGACAACAAGAAGGAAAGUUGGAUGAAUUCAAGAUUCUGCAUCAGUAAACAUCAGGUUUACUUGUGAUAUUUCUGUGAUAUGGUGAUAUUUAAGUAAUAUAGGAUAAACAUCACUAUGAAUCAGUGGCUAGUCAUUACAGUGUCUGUGACGUUGCUGUGGCAUCUACAAGCAACAUUAUCUCAAACACAUGAUGUGGUCUGCCUUGGUACCCAGAAUGGACUGAGCUCCACAGGCUCUCAAGAAAAUCAAUACAACCUGAUCAAGGAGCGCUAUGACAGCUGUGAAAUCAUCAUGGGUAACCUGGAGGUCACACAGAUUGAGAGCAACUGGGACUUCUCUUUUCUGAAGACAAUCCGUGAGGUGACUGGCUACGUGCUCAUCGCCAUGAGUCACUUUCAGGAAAUUCCCCUAGAGCAAUUGCGGGUCAUCAGAGGAAGCAGCCUUUACGAAAGGCGUUUUGCCCUGUCUGUUUUUUUCAACUACCCCAAGGAUGGAUCCCACGGCCUGCGGCAACUUGGCCUUGCAAAUCUGACAGAGAUUUUGGAGGGAGGCGUACAGAUGAUCAAUAAUAAAUACUUGAGUUAUGGUCCGUGGAUCUACUGGCAAGAUAUAAUCAGAGACAGCAAUGCUCCUAUUGACAUCCGCUACAAUGGGGAGAAAGGGCCGUGCCACAAAUCUUGUGGGGAUUAUUGCUGGGGGCCAAAUGAGAAGCAGUGUCAGAUCUUGACCAAGACGGUGUGCGCUCCGCAGUGUAAUGGUCGAUGUUUUGGGACAAGCCCCAGGGACUGCUGUCACAUUGAGUGUGCAGCAGGAUGCAUAGGCCCUCUGGACGUGGACUGUUUUGCAUGUCGCCAUUUCAACGACUCUGGAGCCUGCGUGCCUCAGUGUCCGCAAGCUCUCAUCUAUAACAAGCAGACGUUUCAGAUGGAGACCAACCCAAAUGCCAAAUAUCAAUAUGGAUCCAUUUGUGUCUCUCAGUGCCCCACUCAUUUUGUGGUGGAUGGUAGCUCCUGCGUGAGUGUCUGUCCUUCACACAAAAUGGAGGUGGAGCGAGCCGGGCACAGACGUUGUGAGCCAUGUACUGGACUCUGCCCUAAAGUGUGUGAAGGCACAGGUGCAGAACACAGGCAGACUGUGGACUCCAGUAACAUUGACAGCUUCAUCAACUGCACCAAAAUCCAAGGAAGCCUUCAUUUCUUGGUCACAGGGAUUCUCGGGGAUGACUUUAAGAAGAUCCCACCUCUGGAUGCUCAAAAGCUGGACGUGUUCCGCACUGUAAGGGAGAUAACAGAUAUUCUAAAUAUCCAGUCGUGGCCAAAGGAGCUCAAUGAUUUGUCUGUUUUUUCGAGUCUCACCACCAUUCAAGGGAGGUCACUUUACAAGCGUUUUUCCCUGAUGGUGAUGCGGAUCUCCACCAUCACUUCGCUGGGUCUACGCUCUCUCAGAGAGAUCAGCGACGGGAGCGUUUACAUCAGUCAGAACGCCGAGCUGUGCUACCACCACACUGUGAACUGGGCAAAGCUGUUCAGGGGGCGUCGGGUCCGAGUCAACAGCAUCAACAGCAACAGGCCACUGGCAGAAUGCGUUGCUGAUGGCCAUGUGUGUGACCCGCUGUGUUCAAACUCCGGCUGCUGGGGCCCAGGACCAGACCAUUGUCUCUCCUGUAGGAAUUACAGCCGAAAUAGCACGUGCGUGGACAGCUGUCAUUUUUAUACUGGAUCUUCAAGAGAAUUUGCGAGCGCUGACGGAGAAUGCGUUGCGUGUCAUUCAGAGUGUAAACAUCUGCAUGGGAAGGCCAGCUGCACAGGGCCGGGUGCAUAUGAAUGUGCGGUGUGCGCCAACCUGCGAGACGGUCCAUACUGCAUGUCUUCGUGCCCUGCUGGGGUGAACGAUGGGCAGAAGGGGCUCAUCUUCAAAUAUCCCAACAAGGAAGGUCACUGUGAACCAUGUCACCACAAUUGCACCCAAGGAUGCUCAGGUCCAGGACUCAGUGAUUGCUUAGAAACUGUCAGACUAGCAGCUAGCAGUGGCCAGAUCACAGGCAUUGCCUUAGGUGUGCCAGCUGGCCUGAUAUUCUGCCUAGUGUUGUUUUUCCUGGGCCUACUGUACCACCGAGGCCUGGCCAUCCGCCGCAAGAGAGCCAUGAGGAGGUAUCUAGAGAGCGGAGAGAGUUUUGAGCCACUGGGUCCUGGGGAGAAAGGAACCAAGGUUUAUGCCCACAUCCUGAAGCCAUCUGAACUAAAAAAGCUCAAAGUCCUUGGUUCUGGUGUUUUUGGCACAGUCCACAGGGGGUUUUGGACUCCAGAAGGAGAGACAGUGAAGAUCCCGGUGGCCAUCAAGACCAUCCAGGACAGCUCAGGCCGUCAGACCUUCACUGAGAUAACUGAUCACAUGCUGUCCAUGGGCAGCCUGGACCAUCCCUACAUUGUGAGACUUUUGGGCAUCUGUCUGGGGUCCAGUCUGCAGCUGGUCACUCAGCUCAGUUCACUGGGCUCCUUACUGGAGCACAUCAGGCAGCACAAGAACAGCCUGGGCCCCCAGCGCCUGCUCAACUGGUGUGUGCAAAUAGCAAAGGGUAUGUACUACCUGGAGGAACACUGUGUGGUACACAGGAACCUGGCGGCACGCAACAUCCUACUAAAGAACAACUACCAGGUCCAGAUCUCGGACUACGCUGUAGCAGAUCUCCUUUAUCCUGACGAAAAGAAAUAUGUCUACACUAACACCAAGACUCCGAUCAAAUGGAUGGCUCUUGAAAGCAUCUUGUUUCGAAGAUACACUCAUCAAAGUGAUGUGUGGAGUUAUGGAGUGACAGUGUGGGAGAUGAUGUCUUUUGGGGCAGAGCCUUAUGGGUCGGCACAGGCGCAGGAAGUGCCGUGUCUGUUGGAGAAAGGCGAACGUCUGUCACAACCUCACAUCUGCACCAUAGACGUCUACAUGGUCAUGGUCAAAUGUUGGAUGAUUGAUGAAAAUAUUAGGCCCACCUUCAAAGAGUUGGCAAGUGACUUUACACGCAUGGCAAGAGACCCACCCAGAUACCUCGUCAUCAAGCUGGAGGGGGAGGACGACGCCUCGCGGGAUGUCCAUCGCAGAGAUUCCGAGCGAGGGCUACUUGACCCAGACUUGGUGGAUGAAGAUGAGGACGCGAUGGAGGAAGGUUUCUCCACACCUCCUCUACAACAUUCUCCAUCGUGGAGUCUCUCUCGUUCGAGGAUUAAUUCGUACAGGAGUGGUGCCUCUCAGGCCGGACCUGCUGGAUACCUGCCAAUGACUCCAAGUCCUGUAGAAGGUGUCCUCCAGUUGCGCUUCCAGAGGUCCCGCCGGAGCUCGGUGCGAACGCUGCCAGAGAGGUCAGAGGUCAGGGGCAGUGUCAGGGAGGUAGAGCUGCGUGAGGAAGGCUUCAGGACUGGUGCUUCUCACAGGACCCUGCUCGGCUCUGAAAGGGCUGCCCCUCAUGUAUCCACCAGCAGGUUACGGAAACUCUCAACAGCUUCAAGUCCAUCCACAUACAAGGUGUGGACAUCGGGCGAAAAGGAAGAGGAGAAGGUGGUAGACCACUAUGGUUAUGUCCUUCCCGGAUCACCUAGCACUCCAGAAAGAGCUUGCAACGUCACCCCAGGAUCAACCAGGGGGAAAAAUUUCGUCCUGGAGUAUGAGGUGAUGAACCACAAAUCAGAUACUGUUCUUUGCUCGACUAAAGACGACAACUCCUUGCUGGGCGAUACAUCUUCACUGGUUCAUCAAACACCGCCUUCUCCAACUGUCGUCACUAUAUUACCUGCCCACGAGGACACCUUAACACUGGUUCCGGUCGCAGAGAAUCCGCCGGUAAAUGAGAACUGUGGGGACAAUAUGGUAGACUUCACAGAGAAAUAUCAGUUUAGUUUCGAGAAACAGAUCCAAGCUGUGGAGGACUGCAUGCAGGUACCUCAGGGGAAAGGCAGGUAUGAAUACAUGGACAUUAGACGCUCUGACUCCACAGAGGACGAGGCGCUGCCACAGGAGAGACGUGAAACAUCUGCAGCAGAACCAGAUGAAACAUGCCAGGAAGAGGAGGGUCAAUUAGGCGAUGCAAAGGAGUGCCAUCACACAAAUAAACAACAAACACUUCAGGGGAAUGUCAGUAGUUUGCACAAGCCAGAUGUGGUUACAGAUGAGGGACAAAACGAGUAUGAGGAUAUGGCUACAUUUGAAGGAAUACCCAGUGGGUGGCGGCAGGCAGACUACCAGAACCUCCCAGUGAAGGGGGAGGUGGGCAGCGGCAGGUGUGCAGGGAUCGGGGAAUACAUCAAGGUGUGCGCAGGCAUGGGGGAGCCUGGCAGCAGCUCAUCAUUUGACAACCCGGACUACUGGCACAGCAGACUGUUCCUCAAGCCAGAUGCUGUACGUAUCUAAUAAUGUGGACUGGGACACUAGUGCACCAACUGCUUCAGCUAAGUGUGUUGCUCUCCAGUGCGUGCGUCGGAAUAUUUUCCACAAUAAUCUUAGAGCGUCAAGAACUGGAAUAAAAGUCAAGUCUCAUUUUGCUGUGUUAUGGUGCAUAAAAAAUGAUGACAUCAGGAAGGCUGGAAAGAAAGUGCCGAGUAAUAAUUUUCCAAACAUGAGGAAACAUCAUUUCUGUUUAUCGGCAUUUUUGUGCCUUAUAGUAUGAAUGAUUAGCUAGAUGGACAGUUGCUAUUAUUUUGUAAGUAAUCAUUUGUUUCAUUGAUCACUGUACAGUGUGUGAGCCUUUUUUUACACUCUUUUUACCACGUGUUUGUUAAUUAAAACCUAAGUAUUGGCUUCCAGAAAAUUACCAGUCCUUUGAUUUCUUUGAAAAUCCUAGUUUAAUAUAAAUUCUUAUAUAAAUGAGCCAUUGUUAGCCGUGCAGGGAUUAGGACGGAGCUAAUAACCCCAACAAGAUACUUACUUACUUUGCCUAACUGGCAUUCAAAUGUGUAAUUAUCAUUACAUGUGAGCAAAGUGCUUCACAUAAACUUAUGCUAAAACUUACAUUUCAAAUAGAAUGUAAUCAUAUAAAAUGUUAUCUUCAGACACAGCUUUGUACCAGCUCGAGCUUCUGAAUCCCAGACGUCAAAAUCAACUGCUUCAAUUUUACACUUGAUAGAUUUUUGAACAUUAACAGUAUAUCAUAUGUACAGUAUUACAUCUAAAUUAGGAGUUAUCAAUAGCAUAGUAUAUAGCAUGUUUUUAAAUCAAAAGAAGAAACACUGCACGCUAACGCAUUGUUAAUAAAUGUUUAUGAAUGGUGCUCAGGUAGACCAUUAUGAACACAGUUGAAGCUCUUAUUUGUUUGUACUGAAUUUUAGA